AUGCGUACAAAUGCCAUAAGUACCCCCUUCAGUACCAUCAUCCUUUCUUCCGCCUCCACAGUAAAAACAUCCUCUAUUCUGUCUUCCAGCAGAGUAAGUUCAGAGUUCACCCCUAGCUCUCUUCCUCCAUCCCCGCCCAUCUCCAGUACAGAAAAUACAAGGUCUUCUCCCGUCACCACUUUUGCUACUCCCUCUUUGUCUGCUACUACAAGCUUUUCUACACCCCAGACUCCUGUGAUCCCUAUUCUUACCGAAACAACCAUCACUCCUACUAUCUUUAGUUCUUCCACCGCCCCAUGUCCAGAAAGUAUAUCAGUUACGACAGUGCCUGCUUCUUCCACUACUCCAUGUGUGGAAAUGGAUCCAACUAGCAAAGUUACCUUUACGCCCAGCAUCUCAUUAUUAGUCAUUCCCUCUACCACUGAGAAGAUCACCCUUCCUGGACCCACCAGUAUGACUACUGUCUUUCCUACACCAAUGGAUGCUUCUACUUCGAUUCUCGAAACUGGUCCCACUAACCUCAUAAGUGAUGCUCCUAGUUCUAUCAGCAUUGGGACUGUCCCCAUCAACACAGUUUUGACAAGCACACAAAGACCCCCUGGUGGGACUUGGAUGAGCACCAACUCUGUAAGUACGCCACGUACGCCUGGCUUCACUAGCCUCCCACUGACCACCGAACCAAGCAGCAGCGUUCCAACUGCCGUGACAACUUCAAACAACUUGACUGGCUCCACCUCACCCACUACCCACACUCCAAGAACACUGGUGACCACCCCUCAAACUCCCAGCACCCUUAUGUCACCAAGGACAACUUCUUCCACUACUCAGAUGACCACAACUUUGAGCACUGCUCGGAUAAACACCACCCCAGGUUGCACCUGUGAGAAUGAUGGCACCUGGAUUCAGAACCACUGCCUCUGUCCCCCGGGGUUCUCUGGGGACCACUGUGAGCGCCAGGACAGCGUUUGCCAGAACGGGGGUAGAUGGGAUGGCCUCAAGUGUGUCUGCCCCAGCACCUUCUAUGGCAUCCGCUGUCAGUUUGCAGUAGAACAGAUGGAUUUGGAAACUGUGGACGCUGAAGUGGGCAUGGAGGUGGCUGUCGACCAGGAGUUCUUCCCGGAUCUCCAUGACAACACUUCCAAGGCCUACAAGGAUUUCAGCAACAUCUUCCGCAGUCAGAUGCAGAAGAUUUACCAAAAUGUGCAGGGGUUCAAGGAUGUGGAGAUCCUGUCUCUGAGGAAUGGCAGCAUCGUGGUGGACUAUGUGGUCCUGCUGGAGUUGCCCUUCCGCUCCCAGCUGGAGACAAACUAUGAGACGGUGAAGAUGGUCCUGAAAGGCAAGCUUCAGAAUGUCAGCCAGGACGUGGACAGCUGCCAGAAAAACCGGAACCUGUGUUUUAAGCCUGACUCCAUCAUGGUGAAAAACGACACCAGCACGGAGCUGACCCCAAAAGCCAUCUGCUAUCGCGCUGCUCCAAAGGGCUAUGAGGAUUACUACUUCCCCUUGGUGGAGGAGAAGCGGCUCCGCUGUGUCAGCAAGUGCACAUCAGACGUGGAAGGCGCCAUCGACUGUAACCAGGGCUGGUGCUUUGUGCAGAAGAGCGGUCCCGAGUGCAGCUGCUUCUCCACGGACACGCACUGGUUCUUGGGCCCACGCUGCGAGGUGGCCAUCCAGUGGAGGGCGCUGAUCGGGGGCCUGGCCGGGGCCGGGGUGCUGCUGCUGCUGCUGCUCCUGGUGGCGGGGACCCACAUCUUCAGGAGGUCGCGGAGGAGGGGCGGCCCAGGCGGAGCCCGGUCCUGGGACUAUGACAAGAGAUGGUUCGAGGUAUGGGAUGAGGACACCGCGGGGACUUUUUCCAACUUGGGCUUCCAGGAUGACCGACCUUUCAAGGAUGAAAACUUCCAGGUGGCCUUGGAGAAGGUGGACACCAAUGUGAGGGUGCACACCCAGAGACCUGAGGUGGACUUGUCCUCGAUGUGAGCCCUGCCCUACCCUGUCCACCUGCCCUGGACAGCGGGAAGGAAGCAUCUGCUCUGCAUCCAUUUCAAGAGAUGGCCAAGGACGCGUGCAGCUCAGCCUCCUGGAAUCCUUGGGCAAAAUCAGACUGUCCCCAGACCGGCACGCUCUCAACUUUGGUGAAACCCACCUGCAGACCCAGGUCAAAUCCAGGAUCUUCCACUGUGGGACCUUGGGCAGCUCAGUAGCUUUUCUGAACUUGUAAAAUGUGUAUAGCAUACUUGUCCUGAUACCUUGAACAGUCAUUGUGCAAACCAGAUGUGGUCGCUUCGACCUCUGUCCCAAUGCACCUUCCUGUGUCAGCCCUCAUCUUAUGUGGCCUCUCUCAGAUCCCCAGUCCCCACAUCCUUUGCCCAUCUCAGGCCUCAGUCUCUUGUUCCCUGUGCGCAUCCCUACUACCUGCCCCCCAACACCUGUCGCCAGCCAUCAGCCCAUCCCUGCCUCCUACCCUCUGCUAAGGUAACUCCCUGGGGGACCCUUCCCGCAUUCCUUAUAUCUUCUCCCCGUCUAAACCCCCUUCUUAAAUCACUCCCCUAUCCAGCUCCCAGGCCUACAUCUCUCCCUGUUUCUGUUUUCUCCCCUUUCCCAUCCUUGCUCCCUCCACCCUAAAUCCUUAACCCCCAUCCCAGUGUCCCAGUCCUAAGUCCUGCUCCCUCUUCCUGACCCCUGUCCCUAGCUGGGUACAGAUGCCUUCUGCCACAUUGGACCCCUAGCUGGUACUUCCCAGUCCCUAGUUCCCCCUUCUGAGGCUCCAUCCCUUCCUCUCCCCCAAGGGCCCUGGAUCCCCGUGGAUGGAGGUGGGAUGUGGGGUGUGGGUUUCUCCAGGUCCUCAAGGAUGUGGGAAGUUGGACCCUGAGGUGAGGAAGCUCCCUUAGCCCCCUCUUCCUCUUUUCCUAUCUCCCUCUCCCUUACUGCCUCACCCCCACUUCUCACCCCCUUCCCAGCGCCUCCUCUCCCUUCCUCUCCCGGGUCUCACCCCAUCCCUGCAGUAACCUCUCAGCCCAGAAGCCCUCAGCCUCCUUCACAGGAAGGUCUCAUUUGGGGACAGGAAGUCUGCGAGUCUCCAAUUCUCCCAUGUGAACACA
Equus caballus (horse) is the source of this 3101-nucleotide messenger RNA. NCBI's taxonomy places the organism in Eukaryota, Metazoa, Chordata, Mammalia, Perissodactyla, Equidae. The record is from RefSeq and is a predicted model, not a curated record.